AUGGAGAAAAACAAUUACAAAGAUUUUACCACAUAUGCAGGUAGAGUGAACAGAGAGUGUGAGAGAUUUAAAUGGGGUAUACUAACUUCAGACUUGUUCAAGUGCCUGAUUUUUGCUUGGGGACUUACUGCUAUAAAGGACACAGAAGUCAGAAUGAAAAUUCUCACAAAGCUGGAAAUGAACCAGGAUAUAACUCUCCGGAAGCUGUUAGAAGAUUGUAACAUGAUAUUAAAAGUAAGGCAUGACACAGAGGAAAUUCAAUGCAGAGAUUGUUUGCAGAUAAAACCAGUGUGCAAGAGUUGGAAGACAAAUAAAGUCUUUCACGAUAAACAACAGAAGAUAAACCCAUGUAUGGCAUGUGGUGGUAGGCACCUGAGAAAAGAGUGUCCAUUCAAAAAAGCAAAGUGUUUUCAUUGUUUGAACACAGGACACAUUAAAUUGCACUGCAGAACUAAGAUGAUGAAAAAUUGGACCAAACAAGAAAAAAUAAAUAGUUUGUCAUCAGAGAAAAAAGUUUGUACAAUGAACAGAAAAUCUAUCAAGGUGAGAAUCGAAACCACUUGUGUCAAAAUGCAAUUAGACAUGGGUAGUGACGUCACUAUCAUAAAUGAAGAAACAUGGUGA
Molecule: messenger RNA, 624 nt
Organism: Octopus bimaculoides (California two-spot octopus)
Lineage: Eukaryota; Metazoa; Mollusca; Cephalopoda; Octopoda; Octopodidae
Source: RefSeq, a predicted model, not a curated record